UUCACAACAUACACACAAAGUAGAAGCUCAAGCGAAACAGUAGGCUAUGUUAAGCGGACAAAUAUGUCUAUUUUAAAGGAGCACAUUUUGUGGUAAAUAUUCUUUCUUAGUACGUAUAGUCAGCGGGAUCAUGUAAUAUAUUGGUCGCUGUGUAAUUGUUGCUCACUUUAACGUUUUUACUCUGACAGCUGCUACAAUAAUAGUUAACUAGCUGUGCUAGCCAUUCUUGUAACUGCGGAAACUUUCGAUUUCGGUUGGCAUAGCGUCUGGCUGAUUCGGAUAAUAAAAGUAGGCUACCACCUGAACUUCAAUCACAGGAGUUGAAAUCUCUACAAUACAUGCAUUAUUUGGCUAUCUAUCUGUACUACUCAUAAAACAAUGAGCAGCUCAGUAAGUAGUGUUGAGUUGGAAGAUGUGCGAAGGAGAGCGGAGUCUCUCCUGUCCAUCUCUGGAUCUGCCCAGGACGUGAAGGCUGAUGUCCAGACCAUGGCCAACGUGCCCCUGCCGCUCUCCGAGAAGUACCGCCACAUCCAAGCUAAGACCAUGGUGAUGGAGAAUGCCGCAUGGGCCAGCAGACAGGAGAAUCUAGAAUCGCUGGGCAAACUAUUUAAAGCUCUGAGUAUCCUAGAGAAGUAUGGCUGCAACCUGACAAGCCCCUGCAGACCCAAGUUCUGGCGCAGUGUCAAGCACAACAACCCCGUUUUUAGGACCACUGUGGACGCUGCCCAGGGUGGACGAACCGUACUGUAUCUCUAUGGCUACACCAAUCAGCAGCCGGAUGGCCUCAGCUUCCCAGAAGAUGUCACAGAUCCAGAUGUGGGGAAGGUGGCAGCCGUGACAGUGGAGGUCAUGACCCUGCGCCUGGAGCUGGAUAUGAUGAUCAAGGGUGCACAUCCUCACCCAGACACCUUCAUAGAGAUCAUCCCCUCACUCAGCCGAGAGGAUGAGGUGGUGUCUGAUGCUGUAGUCAUCCCCCCCGGAGAGGAGGGAGAAGAGAGGCACAAGGAUCACCUCUACCCAACGGCUCCUCUAAAAUCCACCACACACACAGCUGGUGAUUGUAACCUAUGUGGGGGUGUUCCAACUCUCCUUUGCCCCUCCUGUGCAUCUACCCCAUUCUGUGAUUCAUGUGACCACCUCUACCACCGCCACCCCUCCAGAGCCAAUCACAAGAGAGAGAGAAUACAGGAUGCCAUGAAAGACACCUGUUCCAUCUGUGGUACGGCCCCCGUCUCCACCCACUGUAGCACGUGCAUUCAGAAGCUGUGCCUGAACUGUGACAGACUGUUCCAUUCUCACCCGGACAGGGGGGACCACGACCGAACAAUGGUCAGCACCGUCAAGCCACAAGGAGCUGCUGCCAGCCUUUCAUUCUCCUCGUGGGAGUGUGGGCACUGCACCACGGUCAACCCAAUGCGAGCCGUGCUGUGCGGGACCUGCGAGCGACCUCGCCUGGCCAACGCUGCCUCCAGUGGAGAGGAGGACCUGUUGCAGUCACCCUCCAACACAGAGUGGCAGUGCAAGAGCUGUACGGUGAUGAACCAGGGAACCAGUGUGCUGUGCGAGGUGUGUGAGCGCCCCCGUCUGGCCACCCGGCCCCCCGUCACCCCGGUGGCCUUCCCCUCGCUUGCCUCAGGGCUCCCGGGAGAGGGUGCAACACAGUGGAUAUGCCGAGUCUGCACUUACCAGAACUCCAAACCUUCGGUGGGGUGCGAGAUGUGCGACUCGCCAUGCAAAGAUCCUGCCGUGGCCAGAUCCCUCCUGUCUCCCAAAAAGGACCAGAGCCCGCCCCGGUUGAAGCCCCGCCCCCCGCCCAUGGACAACGACGACCUCAAGAGACAGGAGACCAUGAGGGAGCAGGGGCUGGCGCUUGUCAGUCAAAUACGGGAGGGGGAGAAGAGGGGCGUCACCCCAGAAGAAGUGUACGCGUCUCUCCGCGUCUCCGGGGGCAGCAACGUUAACCCCUGCGACUGGCUGCAGUCGGAGCUGCCCCACCUGCUGGACGAAAUCUGCGCCAUGGCUGCUUCGGUCCAGCAGAACUACAAAAAGGAGCAUCCUGGGAUGCAGGAUAACACUGAGAAGGACGGCGGAGGGCCUCCUGGGACGCUUGGUUCCGGGGCUCCUGGGGAGGGGAUCCAGCUGUCCAGAGCCGAGGCAAAGCAGGCGUGGUUGGCAGCAGGGGGCGACACUGAGAAAGCAGUACGACAGCUGCUCAGAGACAGACAGGCCAAGAUCAAGGAGCUGCGGUCCAUGGGUUUCCGCGAGGUGUCCCAGUGUGAGGAGGCCCUGAGGCAGAGUGGGGGGGAGUUGCGAGGGGCUCUGUCCCUGCUGCAGCGCCCCCUACUGGAGCCCUUUCACCAGCGCAUCUGGAGCAACCAGCCAGAAGCCCUGCUAGACCCCAAGGACCCAGACAAACAGAAGCUGUGCAGGCGCCUGCUGGCGCUGUACGACCUGCCCAGCUGGGGGCGCUGUGAGCUGGCCCUGUCCCUGCUGCAGGAGCCCGACGCCCAGUACUCCCUGGAGGACGUGGUCCAGGCCGUGAGAGAGUCCCAGGACCGAGACUUCCUGCGCAGGCUGCUCAACAAGACCUGCCCCUGCUGCUACGACGUGUUCCCACACAGCAAGAUGCAGUCGCUCACCUCCUGUCAGUGUGCGGUGUGCCACCACUGUUUCAAGCAGCACUUCACGGUGGCAAUAAGGGACAAGCACAUCAGGGACAUGGUGUGUCCCAUCUGCCAGGAGCCGGACAUUAACAACCCCCAGCACCUGGACAGUUACUUCUCCACCCUGGACAUCCAGCUAAAGGGCUGCCUGGAGCGUGACGUGUAUGAUCUCUAUCACAAGAAGCUGACGGAACACACGCUGAUGAUGGACCCCAAGUUCCUGUGGUGCUGUCACUGCACGUUUGGCUUCAUCUUUGACGGAGAGCUCAAAGUCACCUGUCCAGGCUGCCGCAAGAGUUUCUGUGCCCAGUGCAAAAAACCUUGGGAGGUCCAGCACAAGGACCUGUCCUGCGAGCAGUUCCAACGCUGGAAGAAAGAGAACGACCCAGAGUACCAGAAGCAGGGCCUGACUGGCUUCCUGAGAGACAACGGCAUCACCUGUCCUCACUGCAGGUUCCAGUAUGCCCUGUCCAGAGGAGGCUGCAUGCACUUCACCUGCGUCCAGUGCAGGCAUCAGUUCUGCAGCGGCUGCAACAACCCCUACUACACUACGAAGUGUAAGACAGGCCAGUGUAAACUUGCGGGGCUCCAUGCUCACCACCCACGUGACUGUCUGUCCUACCUCCGAGACUGGGAUCCCGAGAGACUUCAGACCCUGCUACAGAGAAAUACCGUUGAGUUUAACACUGAUCCCCCUAAUGGAACCCAAACCGAUGAGUGUGGAGUGAUGGAGCAGAAGGAGGAGGGGAGCCGGCAGACUGACUCCCACUGCGGCAUCAAGACUAAGCAGGGCCAUGCCGGACUGUGCGAGAAACACUACAAAGAGUAUCUGGUCAGCCUCAUCAAUGGACACUUGCUGGACCCUGCCGUGCUGUAUGAUGUGAACGAGGUGAUGGUGGUCUGUGCGAGGUAUGAAGUGGACCACCAGCGAGUGGAGGCUGAGGACGACCAGGCGUACCAUGCUCGCUUGCUAAAGAAACUGAUGGAAGUCCCUCUCGGAGAAAAUGUUCCACGGAAGAAGUGAGGACUACACUUAUGCAUUGUUUAUUUCAUGGAAGGUUGCAUGUUUGCAGGUAGUCUUAAGUCAGGUUGAAUUUUGAGUUUUGAACAAUGAGUCCUUCCAUUUUGUAAAACAAAACACAGAAAAAAUGCCUUUACAGUAAUCAGUAAAGAUUUGUCAAUUUCUUGUUUUAAAAAUGGUGUGCUUGUUCAAGAUGUGUCAAUAUUCCACUUUAAAACAUGUUGUUGCCCAUAUUAAUGUCCUUUAAUUACUUAAUGAAAAGUGUGAUAAAUAGGCACAUUCCUUCUUUUAACAUGCAUUUGCAUUAGAUUGGAUUCAUAAACCUUGAAUUUUUCCCACAAUCUUUAAAGUUUUGUU
This is a messenger RNA of Hypomesus transpacificus, 4041 nucleotides long. Its product is annotated as E3 ubiquitin-protein ligase RNF31-like. Gene Ontology annotation, molecular function: K48-linked polyubiquitin modification-dependent protein binding; ubiquitin protein ligase activity; linear polyubiquitin binding. The record is from RefSeq and is a predicted model, not a curated record. The coding region runs from base 379 to 3687 and encodes 1102 amino acids. The transcript is spliced from 22 exons. Gene Ontology annotation, biological process: protein linear polyubiquitination. NCBI's taxonomy places the organism in Eukaryota, Metazoa, Chordata, Actinopteri, Osmeriformes, Osmeridae. Gene Ontology annotation, cellular component: LUBAC complex.